This is a messenger RNA of Lolium rigidum, 1011 nucleotides long. RefSeq lists its product as uncharacterized. The coding region runs from base 1 to 1011 and encodes 336 amino acids. The transcript has 5 exons. NCBI's taxonomy places the organism in Eukaryota, Viridiplantae, Streptophyta, Magnoliopsida, Poales, Poaceae. The record is from RefSeq and is a predicted model, not a curated record.
AUGGAAAACAGAGAUAUAUUUGAUUGCAUUGACGUGAAUCUCCAACCAGCCUUUGACCACCCAUUGUUAAAAGGCCACAACGUUCAGAUGAAACCUAGUUCUUUCCCAUUAGGGCUGGACAUUGAAUCUCUGACGCGACAUGGUGUAUCACAAGUACAACCACCAAUCAUUGAAUGCCCAAUGGGAACAAUCCCGAUACUACGCAAUCAUAGAAAGAACCAUAUUGCAAGACAAAGUAUUGAUGACGUGAGUGGCACAAAUAACCAACAAGAGGAGGCGGGAAUCGAAUAUCGGGAUGAUGAUAUAUAUGGGACGCAGGCUAUAAUAAAUGUCUAUGAGCCAAAGGUCAAGAAAGAUAGUAAGGAUCUUAGUGCAGCAGGGUUAAACAUUAAUAACGGACCACAAGGGGGUCAGGCAGACACAAUUGGUGCUGGUUAUUCAGUAUCCCCGAGUCUGAGUGGAGAUGGCUUCGCAAGGUUCCAUGUUGCUUGGGAUGAAGGCGUACAAAACAAGUCGUGUUAUGAUCUCAAAUGUCCUGGUUUCGUGCAAAUUAGCAAUACAUUUGGUCUUGGAGGAAGACUACAGCCCGUUUCAGUCUAUAAUGGACCACAGUAUGUAAUAAACAUACUUAUUUUCAAGGACGCAGACACUAAGAAUUGGUGGCUGAUAUAUGGUGAAGAGAAGAAACCAAUUGGAUAUUGGCCAAACGACUUAUUCACAUACAUGAAGGAUAAAGGUAAUUAUGCAUUCUGGGGCGGGCAUGUUUCAGGACCGACGGCCUCAACAGACUCUCCGCAAAUCGGUAGCGGGCAUUUUGCCUCCGAAGGGUAUGGAAAAGCAGCUUUUACAAAAAACAUCAAACUUGUUGAUGGAAACAACAAUCUCGUUAAUCCAAGGGAGAAGAAAGCUAAAGCUGGAACUACCAGUUCAUCCAAAUACACAGUCGAUGGUUACGAAAUCGACAAGGAUGGUAUGCAUACAUACUAUGGUGGACCAGGCGAUUUAGCCUGA